AGCAAACUCCGCAGCCAGAGCCAGAGCGGAGAGGACCGAGCAGCAUUGCAAUAGGCUUUCCCCAGCUCUACCCUACUCCCACCCACCCCGUGCAAUCCAAACCCCACCGUUUGCAUUCGAUUCUCCCCUCUGCAAUUGAGGUCUGGUUGCAUUGCUGUUGGAUUUUGGCGUUUCCCCCCCAACCCACCAGCUCUCCGCAAUCUCGGCUGCGCCAUGUCCGCCGAUGUGGAAACGCUGCCUGUUGCUGCCGCCGAGGAAGAGGGGCAGAAGAGCCCGGCCAAGAAGGCGGGCUCCAAGAAGAAGAAGUCUGGGAAGGGCAAAAACCAGCAGGGGAGGUACAGCGCCCUGUUGGUGGAGAUCGUGCAGAGGCUGGGAGCCCGCAAUGGUUCCUCGCUGGCCACCAUUUACAAAGAAGCCAAGACUGUGCCCUGGUUCAAUGAGCACCAGGGUCGCACUUACCUGCGCUAUGCCCUGCGCGCCCUGGUCCUGAAUGGGACCCUCAACCAGGUGAAGGGCCGAGGGGCCAACGGCUCCUUCAAGGUCACCAAGAAAAGCGAUGCUGGGCAGGCGGCCAAGAAGAAGAAAGCUCCAAUCUCAGCCGGCAGCAGCGGCAGCAGCGUGAAGAAAUCUCACAAGAAAGGCGCCUCCAAGAAUGGAGACAGCAGCAAGAAGAGCCGCCCGGGUUCCUCCAGCAAAGACAGGAGCAAGAGCAAGAAAGGCAAAGCAACUAAAAAAUCCAAGUCCAAGAAAGCUUAGAAACCGCUGUUUCUGUUUUGCAAAAACGGAAAAAAAAGGGGGAGUUUUUUUUAAAAAUGCAACUGACUUUUUAUAUUAACGUGUACCCCCCUCCCCCCAGUCGUUGUAUUACCUCAUUUUGAGGGUAAUUUUUUUGUGUAGUUUGUAGCCCCAUCAUGAGUCUGUCGAGAAGGCGGGAAGAUGUUCCUGGACAAUAAAACAAGUUGCUGGAAAAGCUCAGCGGGUCUGGGCAGCUCCACGGAUGAGCUGAGCUGAGCUUCUCCAGCAUCGUCUGUUUUAUUUCUGAUUUGCAGCGUAAGCCUUUUGGUUUUUAUUUAAGAUUUUCCUCGACAUUGUUUUGGUUGAUGCUGGGUUUUUUUUCCAAAGUUUAACUGACAUUUCCGCUGAAUUGUAGCGCCUGUAGUUUGUUUUUUUUUGGAACAGUUUGUUUUGUUAUCAUUGGCUCAGCUUGCAACUGGUUGGGUUCAAAAGAAUCAUGAGACUCAGAACUUUGGGGUGAUGUCGAACUGUUUUAUGAUUUCCUGUGGAUUGGAAUUUGUUCUUUGUCAUGUUUUAUUUGGAGGGGGGCGAGUGUAGGUUGAGAAAUGCGAACAAAUUUGGAAAGGAUAGCAAUUUGUUUAGUUCAAGUAUACUUUUAUUUUUCUCCAUUUUUAAAAAAAAUCGCAAUUCGAAUAAUUGGUUCGUACAUCGAGUUUUCAUUGAUAUUCUCAUUUUUGUUUUUUUUUGUUCUGAUGCAGUUUCGGUUGAAGCUCCUUUUUCAAUUCAUUUUUUAAAAUCUUGGAGGGGGAGCUCACUGAUUUGCUGAUGCCCUGGCAACUUGCCGUGGUGACGCUCAACCAAUCACAGGUCGCCGAAACGAAUUGUUUCAUUUUGGCGGGAGCGUGGCUUGCGUGAUGAUUGGUUACUUCUGAAACCCGGAAGUCCUCCGAACUGCAGAAUUAUACUUUGAUUAUUUUUUUUGUUCAAGCAUCCUUUUGGUUUAACCGAAAGCCAAUUUGCAAAUGGUGGGGUAAAGCGAGUCUGUAUUUGAGAUAUUGAAAACGAAAGGACCAAAGUUGAGAAUUAUGUUUGCUUUUCCAACCUCUGGAUUUGUUUGUUUCAAAAUUGUUGUGGAAAAUGAGUCAGUAUUUGUUGUUUGAAGGGUGCUGCCUCCCGUUUGCAGAAUGUGAGGUGGGUGUUUUCACCCCUGGCCCGGCUUGGCUCUGUUGGGUCUGCAAAGUGUGUGUGUGUGUGUGUGUCAUGCAUUGCAAGACUCGUCAUGUGCCUUCUCUUAUUUCGGGUUCAGAUCAAUUUGACAGUAAUGUGGGAUACCGCCGACCCCCCCCUUGCCCAUCCCAGGGAAAGCGGCGUUCCUGCUGGUUUCAGAUUGUUGAUGUUUCCUUUAUCGAGAGGUUGCUAUAAACAUGUGAAAACUGUGGAGAUGUUUAAUGGCUGUACUUCUGUAAACAUAACGGUGUAGUCUACAAGCAAAAAUGAAUAAAUGUUUUUAAAAAGUCA
This is a messenger RNA of Chiloscyllium plagiosum (whitespotted bambooshark), 2253 nucleotides long. It is a transcript of the gene h1-10, whose product is annotated as H1.10 linker histone. The record is from RefSeq and is a predicted model, not a curated record. Gene Ontology annotation, molecular function: structural constituent of chromatin; DNA binding. Gene Ontology annotation, cellular component: nucleosome. Gene Ontology annotation, biological process: nucleosome assembly. NCBI's taxonomy places the organism in Eukaryota, Metazoa, Chordata, Chondrichthyes, Orectolobiformes, Hemiscylliidae.